This is a messenger RNA of Archocentrus centrarchus (flier cichlid), 2322 nucleotides long. RefSeq names its product solute carrier family 25 member 15b (gene slc25a15b). Lineage: Eukaryota; Metazoa; Chordata; Actinopteri; Cichliformes; Cichlidae. Gene Ontology annotation, molecular function: L-ornithine transmembrane transporter activity. Gene Ontology annotation, biological process: mitochondrial L-ornithine transmembrane transport. Gene Ontology annotation, cellular component: mitochondrion. The transcript is spliced from 7 exons. The record is from RefSeq and is a predicted model, not a curated record. Bases 283 to 1191 code for a protein of 302 amino acids.
AUGACAACCUCUGUACUCUCCUCAUCAUCUCUCUUGGUCAUUGAUGAACGAUGUGUUGAUAAUAGUACAUACACUAAGGGCAAAGGCAGGCUUUGCAGAUGAGAUAGCAUUAAGAUACACGUUGAACGGUGGUGUAAAUUAGCAUGAAGGACGGGGUUAGCGGAGUUAGCUUUGAUCAGCAGCUCCCCGAAUUAACGUAUGGUUGACACGUACAAUCUCAGAGUUUACCUCGGAGCUCUCCACUAAGGUAGCUGACAGAAGGGAAGACCUCUUCUGACAACCAUGGCGCCACAUCCAGUAGUCCAGGCCAUCAUUGAUCUCUCUUCAGGAGCCAUAGGGGGAGCUGCAUGUGUCUUCAGCGGGCAGCCUCUAGACACAGUAAAGGUCAAAAUGCAGACCUUUCCUACGCUGUACCGGGGUUUCAUCCACUGUUUUGCAUCUACUUACAAACAAGUGGGUCUGCGUGGGCUCUACCAGGGCACUACUCCGGCACUGAUGGCCAAUAUUGCAGAGAAUGCCGUGCUCUUCAUGAGUUACGGUUUCUGUCAGCAGGUCAUCCGCUUCACAGCCGGCCUGCACAGCGAGGCUGUGCUGAGUGACGUGCAAAAAGCCUGUGCUGGCUCAGUAGCGUCCAUCUUCUCAUCACUAGUGCUCUGCCCCACUGAGCUUGUCAAGUGUCGGCUACAAGCCAUGCAUGAAAUGGAAACAUCAGGGAAGAUUGCCAGUACCCAAAACACUGUGUGGUCAGUGGUGAAAUCCAUUAUCAAGAACGAGGGACCAGUGGGCUUCUUCCAGGGCUUAACCACCACCAUAGCAAGAGAGGUCCCCGGUUACUUCUGCUUCUUCGGUGCCUACGAGCUCUGCCGCACAGCUUUUGCAGACUACAUGAAAUGUGACAAGGAUAACAUAGGUGUGGCUCCAAUUAUGUUCAGCGGUGGUUUCGGAGGAGCGUGUCUGUGGUUGGUGGUCUACCCCAUGGAUUGUGUCAAAUCUCGUAUCCAGGUCAUGUCUAUGACAGGGAAACAGGCAGGAUUUUUCAAAACCUUCAUGACCAUCACUCACACUGAAGGUGUGAGGGCACUCUACUCUGGUCUUACCCCCACUAUGGUCCGCACCUUCCCUGCUAAUGGAGCACUGUUUCUGGGUUACGAGGCCAGCCGGAAGCUCCUGAUGAAGCAGUUUGACAGCUAAAAUGGUCCACAUGCAUAACGCAAAUGAAAAAACGGUUAAGUAUUAUAGCCAUAUGACCUUACGUGUGGGAUCUGAGAUACUGCCACACAUCCAAUCUCCUUUGAGAGUGCAAAAACUCACUUUUGACAUAGUGUUUACAUCAUAAUAUUAAUCUGGUUCUUGGAUAUGAGUAUUUUUAAUUUUUUGAUUUUUAAUACUCCCAAAAACACCAAAAUGCCAAGUAUGUAAAAAAACGAUACACUCAUCGGCCACUUUGUUAGGUACACCUGUUCAACUGCUCGUUAACCCAAAUAUCUAAUCAGCCAAUCACAUGGACGCAACUCAGUCCAUUUAGGCAUGUAGAUAUGGUCAAGUCAACCUGCUGAAGUUCAAACUGAGCGUCGGAAUGAUGGAAGGAGGGAAAUUUUCAUCAUGGAUGUGCGGCCGACAAGUCUGCAGCAACUAUGUGAUGCUUUCAUGUCAAUGUGCACCAAAAUCUCUGAGGAAUGUUUCCAGCACCUUUUUGAAUCUGUGUGAUGAAGAAUGAAGGCAGCUCUGAAGGCCAAAGGAGUCCAACACAGUACUAGCAAGGUGUUCCUAAUAAAGUGUCUCAUGAACAUUAUCUGUAGCACAGUAUUGAGCAAGCAGCCUCUCUAUGAGGAACUACCUAUUUCAUUUAACUUACUUAAAGCAUGGUGUAAUGACUACAAUAAUGUUUUCAUUGUGGAAUGAAAACAUGGCAGCUAUGUGUCCACCUCUGUUUUGGGUCACAUCUUGGUUUUAUUUGGGCAAGUCUGCCUACAAAUUCUGCUGCUUUCAAAAGAAACCUCAAUCUGCCAGCCAGUGUUAUAAAUCUGAACCUGAUUUUUCUUUUUUUAUUAUCCUCGUCAUACUAUAUUCCACUCCUGUUGUGAUUCUCUAGUAAUUUGAGACCCGCAACAAUCUUUUUCAUAUUUCUUGUAUAACCCUUUUAUUUUUCUUGUAUGCCAUUGUGGAAGAACUGCCUGAUUGUGUGACAUUUUCCACCACUCCCCACCAGUAGAUAUUUUAUCCAGAAAGUGCUAACAAUUUCAGAUAACACUGAAAUAUUUGUAGAUCAUUUCUGAUAUUUAUUGUGCUAAUAUGGCCCACAUUAAAGGUGUCAAUGAAGAA